This is a messenger RNA of Scedosporium apiospermum, 1359 nucleotides long. RefSeq names its product putative 1,4-beta-D-glucan cellobiohydrolase A. Gene Ontology annotation, biological process: carbohydrate metabolic process. Lineage: Eukaryota; Fungi; Ascomycota; Sordariomycetes; Microascales; Microascaceae. The coding region runs from base 1 to 1359 and encodes 452 amino acids. The record is from RefSeq and is a predicted model, not a curated record. The transcript has 4 exons. Gene Ontology annotation, molecular function: hydrolase activity, hydrolyzing O-glycosyl compounds.
AUGCGUCGCGCAGCCGUUCUAUCCGCUCUCCUUGCGGCCGCCACGGCCCAGCAAGUCGGUACCGAAACCGCCGAGACCCACCCCAAGAUGUCUUGGUCAAAGUGCUCUUCUGGAGGCAGCUGUACCAAGGUCAACGGCGAGCUGGUGCUCGAUGCCAACUGGCGAUGGCUUCAUGAGGUCGAUGGAUACGAGAAUUGCUAUGACGGCAACAUCUGGACCGACAAGUGCAGCAGCCCCGAGGAGUGUGGUACUAAGUGCGCUGUGGAUGGUGCUGAUUAUACCGGAACUUAUGGUGCUUCUGCGAGCGGUGAUGCCCUUACCCUCAAGUUCGUCACUAAGCACGAGUAUGGUGCCAAUGUUGGCUCGCGUCUCUAUCUCAUGGAGAACACCGACAGGUAUCAGAUGUUCACUCUCCUCGGCAACGAGUUCACCUUCGAUGUCGACAUGUCUAAGCUCGGAUGUGGUCUAAACGGCGCCCUUUACUUUGUCUCUAUGGACGCCGAUGGUGGCAAGGCCAAGUACUCCAGCAACAAGGCAGGUGCAAAGUACGGAACCGGUUACUGUGACGCCCAAUGCCCCCGCGACCUCAAGUUCAUCAACGGCAAGGGCAACAUCAACGGCUGGAACCCCUCCGACAACGACCAGAACGCAGGCGUCGGUGAGAUGGGAUCAUGCUGUUCCGAGAUGGACAUCUGGGAGGCCAACUCCAUCUCCACAGCCUACACGCCGCACCCGUGCACGACCGUCGGCCAGCACAUGUGUACCGGCGAUUCCUGCGGCGGAACGUAUUCCGACGACCGCUACGGUGGUACCUGCGAUCCUGAUGGUUGCGAUUUCAACUCUUACCGUCAAGGUGAUCGCGAAUUCUACGGCCCCGGCAUGACCGUCGAUACGAACAAGGUCUUCACGGUCGUGACACAGUUCAUCGAGGAGGGCGGCCAGCUCUCGGCCAUUCGCCGGUUCUACGUUCAGGACGGCAAGGUCAUUCCCAACAGCGAAUCCCUCAUCGAAGGGAAUCCCGGAAACGAGAUCAACGAGGAGUUCUGCAAGUCGCAAAAGGUGGCCUUUGGUGAUGAGGACAUUUUCAACCAGAAGGGCGGUCUUGGGCAGUUCACGGAGGCUGUCGCCGGAGAGAUGGUCCUCGUCAUGUCGCUCUGGGAUGACCACUACGCCAAUAUGUUGUGGCUCGACUCUACCUUCCCGACCGAUGCUUCUCCUGAUAGCCCUGGUAAGGGCCGUGGUUCUUGCCCUACUAGCUCGGGUGUUCCUGAGGAGGUUGAGGAGGCCCAGGGUAAUGACCAGGUUAUCUUCUCAAACAUCAAGUUCGGUCCCAUCGGCUCGACUUUCGACCAGCCAUAG